GCUACAAGGCGACAAGAACGAGUGUUGCAAGUGUGACAGAAGCAGCAACGAGUCGUGAGAGGGGCGAGUUGUACUGUCUACGUGUACAAACGUUCCGGGGGAGGCGUUUUGCGUUACGGUUGGUUCCGGUGCACCAAACGCCAACACGGUCUCCUAUCACCACCCAACGACCGCCACCAUGCACAACUCGAGGGAGUGCACUCGUGCGGCCGUGGUUCUGUCCCUGGCCUUCCUUCUCGUCUUCACGUCAUACGGCGGGAUCGAGAGUUUGCAAACGUCGAUCAUUCCGGGCGAAUGCCGUGGAUGUCUCCAAGGCGCGGGCAUUUGCCAAGCUGGCGACGUAUGCCAAGACAAGGUCAAGUUUACCUGUGACGAUGCGUGCGCACCUCCUUUCACCGAGUGCGAAUCGUCGUUGGGGAAUACCAUUCUUGGCGUCGUGUACCUGGCGUUCACGUUGAGCGCGUUCGUUGGCCCGGUCAUUCCCAGUACAGUUCUCCCUCGCAACUGCGCCACUGACAACUCUGGGAAGUAUAGACUACCUCGGCAUGAAGCGGAGCUUGUUCGUUGCGUCCUUCUUCUAUGCGCUCUUUGCCUUUGCCAACUUGGUCGUCGCGUGGACCCCAAACGACCAAGAUUUACACCGAGGCAUCAUGCUAUCCGCGGCGGUCCUCCUGGGACUGUCCGCGUCGGUGUUGUGGAUUUCCCAGGCGAGCUAUCUUACGGAUCUGAGCGUCGUAUAUGCGACGAUCAAAGGCGAGCCCGUGAUCAGUUCGAUGGGGCACUUCAACGGGCUCUUCUAUGGCAUUUUUAACAUGAGCGGCAUCACGGGCAACUUGAUCUCGUCGCUCGUGUUGGAUUGGCUGCAAUGGCCCAAGACAACGCUGUUCCUCAUUUACACCUGUCUGGGGCUCUCCGGGACGGCCUUGUUCAUGCUUUUGCCUACGCUGCCAAAGAAACAUGCGACACAUCCAGAUGAAGGGGCAAGUCUCAACGGCGUGCGACCACCCGUGUUUUCUGCUGCCAAGCUAUGGACACUCGCCAAGGACAGCCGCGUUCUCAUUUUGCUGCCCAUGUUUCUCUUUGGGGGGGUGCAACGAGGCUUUGCCAUGGGCGAAUUCACAUCCAGCUUCAUUCGGGAAUCGCUUGGCAGUGCUUCGAUCGGGUACGUCAUGACCGUGUACGGCGCCGUGACGGUGCUGGGGUCGUACGGAUUUGGAAAGCUCACCGACAGGUUUGGGCCCCUCCUCGGCCUCUCCAUCGGCUACGCAUCGAUUUUUGCCGCGUAUUUGAUGUGCUACACCUUUCAAGUUGUCAAGUGCGACAGCCAGUGGUUCCUGGUCCUGUCGAUUGCGACUUUGCUCAGCGUGGGCGACUCAGCGUCGACGACACUUUCAAACGUGGUUGUGGGCCAAGAAUUUUCUACCGACGCAGUCAAUGCGUUCUCCCUCACUAAAGCGUACCAGUCUGGCGCGACUGCCGCCUCGUUCUUCUGUUUCAACUACAUGAGCUUUCGAGCGCGUGUGGCGCUCUUGAUGGGCAUGGUCGUUGCGGCCGCAUCGACUUUCUUGGUCUACUCGCGCAAGUUUCGUCGUGUGACGAACGAAGUCUACGUACCACUGAACAACUCGGCUUAAUCCAAACAACAUGCCAUCGAUGACGGUUCACCGCCGCCAUAUAAUCAUCAU
Molecule: messenger RNA, 1685 nt
Organism: Aphanomyces invadans
Lineage: Eukaryota; Oomycota; Saprolegniomycetes; Saprolegniales; Verrucalvaceae
Exons: 11
Coding region: 546-1634 (362 amino acids)
Source: RefSeq, a predicted model, not a curated record